AUGUUUACCCUUAUAAAUCUAUUUUUAGAUAGCAAUUAUAACUUGACAGUCAUCCCCACCCACUCUCUCUUUCACUCGCAUUUAUUCUCCCCAUUGCUACUACCCCUUUUUCCUUUCUCUCACCCAUUGCUACCCCCCUUUUCCUUUCUCUCACCCAUUGCUACCCCCUUUUUUUCCUUUCUCUCACCCAUUGCUACCCCACCCCUUUUUUUUUCUCUUCACCCAUUGCUACCCCACCCUUUUUUUUUUCCUUUCUCUCACCCAUUGCUACCUUUUUUUUUUUUCCUUUUCUCUCACCCAUUGCUACCCAAUUUUUUUUUUCCUUUCUCACCCAUUGCUACCCCACCCUUUUUUUCCUUUCUCUCACCCAUUGCUACCCCAAUUUUUUUUUUUUUCUCUCACCCAUUGCUACCCCCCCCUUUUUUUUUCCUUUCUCUCACCCAUUGCUACACCCCCUUUUUUUCCUUUUCUCUCACCCAUUGCUACACCCCCUUUUUUUUCUUUUCUCAUUCUCUUCCCCCCUCUCUGUUCUAUUCUGUCCUCCCCCCUCUCAGCAGGUGGGUAUUAUGCUUAGGUUUAAAUGAUGCCUCCAACAGCUGUGACUAUUGUCCAUUUAAUCAAUAG
Messenger RNA from Acanthosepion pharaonis, 624 nucleotides. NCBI's taxonomy places the organism in Eukaryota, Metazoa, Mollusca, Cephalopoda, Sepiida, Sepiidae. The record is from the annotation of a GenBank genome assembly.